Messenger RNA from Periconia digitata, 2046 nucleotides. Lineage: Eukaryota; Fungi; Ascomycota; Dothideomycetes; Pleosporales; Periconiaceae. The record is from the annotation of a GenBank genome assembly.
UCCCCGCUGAAAAAGUUGCCCACACCACUUUUCGUCCCGCAUUCUCCCCACCACGACACACAUUUUGAACGGCAAAUUCUUUACACAUUAAGAUGCCGAAAACACCCAAAUCGCCUGCUGUGCGCGAGAAGCCGCGUCACAAUCCUUUGUCUGAGGAAUACGCGCCUUCGGAAGCAUUUCUCGAGCAAGCGCAGCCCUCCAAACGACAGAAGCGCUCUAAGAAAGGCGGAAAUGAAGAAGAUGGCCCGGGAUUUGUUGACAGCAAGAGUUCAAGAAAGAUUCUUGAGAUUGGCAGGGAGCUGGCAGAGGAGGCCGAUAAUGAGAACCAAAUUCAAAGACCACCAACCGCGAACCCCGCUUUCGACUUUCAAUCACGACUUGGAGAGGACGAUAACUUGGACGAGCCUAUCGCACAACACGACGAUGACGAAGCAUGGGGGGACGAAGACGAGGAGGUCGAAGAGGUUGAGAUCGAUCCCGAAGAUCUUGCUACCUUCAACAAGUUCAUUCCGACCGACGAUAACCCUAUCGUGUGGCCUGGGGAAGAGGCGCAAUCCUCUGGAGGCGGAUCCACUGAUCUCGCAGCCUUGAUCCUACAGAGGAUCGCAGAGCAUGAAGCAACAGCUCCUGAAAAGCGCGAGAUCAUCGGCGGUGGUGAUCCUGAAGAUGCCGUGGAGUUACCAGCAAAGGUCGUCGAAGUGUAUACCAAGGUCGGUAUGAUACUAUCGCGGUACAAAGCUGGGAAGCUUCCGAAGCCAUUCAAAAUACUACCCACAAUACCCGCGUGGGAGACUCUGGUUGCUGUCACAAGACCUGAUCAAUGGACGCCCAACUCCACUUACGCCGCUACUCGCCUUUUCAUAUCGUCUAAACCUUAUAUCGCCCAGCAAUUUCUCAAUAGUGUACUGCUCCCCGCUGUCCAAGACAACAUCCGAGAAACGCAAAAAUUGAACAUUCAUCUAUACAACGCAUUGAAAAAAGCGCUCUACAAACCGAGUGCCUUCUUCAAGGGAAUCGUAUUCCCUAUGCUCAUCGACGGAACCUGCACUCAGCGCGAAGCCCAUAUAGUCGCCAGCGUUGUCGCCAAAGUGUCGGUACCAGUCCUCCAUUCUGCAGCCGCCAUUCAUCGACUAUGCGAAAUCGCUGCCGAACAAAUGUCGUCAGACCCUGAUGCCGCAGGCCCAGUCAACAUCUUCAUCAAAACGCUCCUUGAAAAGAAGUACGCUCUUCCUUACAAAGUCAUCGACUCUCUCGUGUUUCACUUUAUUCGAUUCCGUGCCGUAGGUGCGAGCAGUGGCGAUGCUAUGGAAAUAGAAAGAACAGCUGGCGAUUUGGGUGGCACUGGCAAACUGCCUGUUAUCUGGCAUCAGUGUCUGCUCGCGUUUGCGCAACGGUACAGAAACGACAUCACUGAAGACCAGCGUGAAUCUCUGCUAGACUUACUUUUGACACGUGGACACAAGAGCAUCAGUCCCGAGGUUCGGAGGGAGUUAUUGGAAGGGCGAGGGCGAGGUGUGGUUGCUGAACCAGCGCCCGUCGGCAUGGAUGGAGACGAUACCAUGGUCAUGGCAGUUGAUGGAUGAUCGACUUCCCCCCUCCAGUUCUCCUUCCCUUCAUGCUUGGCUCGAAAAGUCACUGCGCGCCUCGUUUUUAUUUUUUUCGCAAUUUUUGUUAGCAUGCUCGAAUAAAAGCAUGGAUGGACUUUUUUGAUGCAUUUGUAGGGCGCUUUCCUUGCUGGCUCUGCAAUGAUUAGGUUGGUUCAGUCUGGCUGGCAAUAGAUACCAAAACAAAACUUUCUCUCGUUCAAGUUCGACGAAGUUCACGAUGUCUGCAAGCAAAGUCGCUUCUACUCUACGGUCUGGUUUGUUGUGCAGCCAGCAACAUGGCUCAAUCACUCGUUUCCGAGCCUUACCCAACGCCUUCCGUCAUUCUAUCCCAAUGCGAAUCACAAACGAUGACUCGGAAUCUAGGGUCACAGCACUGUAGCAUUCAGCUCUACUGUGUAUUUGAUUCUUUUCUUGAUACGUUUCGCUCGAAGCUCUCGCU